UUAAUAUUAUAGUCAAUGAACUUGAAGUCCUCAUUGUGGGACUUAAACUCAACAUCUCCACAGCCUUGCUCCUCCCUACCUUAUGUGACCUGCUCUACACCCCCUCCUUCAGCCUCACUGCUCCCCACCCUUUGGAACUCCAUCCCACAGUCACUUCGCCUUGCCUCCUCCAAGGCCUGUGCGUUGCCCCUCCUCACGUUCCUCUUUGUGCUCUUACAGACCCUGUACACCUGCCCCAGCUCGUGGAGAGCUUACCUGGUUCUGAUUGCUGCUCAGUACAGCAAUUUUCCAUUGAAACUGGUGUCCGGAGCACCGGAGUUUCACCCGGAGACUGGCGAAGCGACUGAACACUUUCCAUCAAUAUUCCCACUGGGACAGGUCCCUGUGUUGGUGGGCGAUGGAGGCUUCUACGUGUCUGGGAGCAACGCAGCUGCUUUUUAUGUCAGCAGCGAUGUCCUGCGUGGCUCCUCCGGCCAGCAAUCGGCCCUCGUUCAGCAGUGGGUCAACUUCACGGAGAGCGAGCUGGUCUCUCCAGCCGCCACUUGGGUCCUGGCGUCCCUGGGACUGCGGCAGACCAGCCAGUCGGUGAGGAUGCACGCCAGAGAAGAUGUACAGAAGGUGCUGUCUUUAUUAAAUGGCCAUCUCCGGAGCAGACCUUACCUGCUGGGGGAGCAGCUCACUCUCGCUGAUAUCACACUGGUGUGCGCGGUGCUGGAACUCUUUAAGCUGGUGCUCGAGCCUUCGUUGAGAGAACGAUACGUCGAUGUGAGCCGCUGGUUCAACGCGUGCGUCAGUCAGUCAGAGUUCCGGAGAGUUCUGGGCGAGGUGGAACUCUGUCUCACAGCUGCCGAGGCCGCAGCCUUAGGCAGGUACCCGACAGCCCAUCCUGAGCCGAGCUCUGCUAUCGAGGGCAUGGUUCCAGCGAGGGUGGUUGACUCGCCUCAAGAACGGGAGGCGAUGUUGAUGGAGGUCGGAGCGGAGGAGAAGCCGGUAGAGAGCGUGGAGUCAGUCACCGAGGGGAACCUUCUGCCCGACGUGGUUCUGGUAGAUGUGGGCCAAGCGAGACUGGUCACAGCAGAGCAGAGACUGGGUGAGCUCGGAGACACCGUGAUCGUUCAACCCGAGGAGAAACCAGCGGUCGACGAGGCGAUAAAACCGGUGGCAGAUUUAGCUGGAGAGGAAGGGCAGAGCCUCCUGCUGAUUGUGAUCGAUGCCGCGGAAGAUGAGAGACCGGAAACGUCCCGGGUGGAUGAUCCCGACGGGAUUCAGAAGAUCUCAACCCGAGCCGACGAAGCCACCACCACGCAGGGAACUGUCACUGCUGAGGUGGGGAUGGCCCAGGAGAGAUUGAACGAGGCUGCAGUGGAGAUGGAGGCAGACGUUGGCACAGCCAAACCUCUCAUAGUCUCCAUCAGAGAGCAGACAAUGUCCAAAGUUGUGGUCGUAGAGGAGAGAGUGACUGUGGUUGCUGAGGUGCUGACUAGCGCUGUCAAGGGGAUGACUGAUGAGGAGGAAGAGGAGGAGGGGGCAGAGGUUACUCAGGAGAAGGAGGAAGGGAUAGGGGUGGAGGUCAUGGUAGGGGCUUUGAAGGAGGAGAGGGCAGUGAUGACUGACGACGGAGAGGAAAGGGAAGCAGUGGUUGAGGAAGAGAGGGGAAUGGAGGUUUCGAAGGGGAGAGUGCUGGAGGUUACAGAGGAGGUUCCUGCAGAGAUGGUGGUGACAGUGGCUGAGGUUCAAGAGGAAGUGGUAGAGGUUCCUGAUGAGGUGAGGGUGCCAGAGGUUGAGGCGUCUCAAGAACCGACGGAGAUUAAAGCCUCGUCUGUGCAGCCAGAGGAGCCUGGGGCUCAGGUCACAACGGGAGGUCCUGCCAAAGAGAUGGCGGAGGUGACCGGAGUAGACGACGAGUCCAUGGGCAGAGAAACUGGCGUUGGUCCUCCCAGAGAGGAGAUGCCAAUCGAGGGCAUCGAUGAGGCAGAGGUGCCAAGCGAGACCAAUGGAAGCGGAGCCGGGGAGGCAGACGCAAUGAUACUCGGUGCUUCAGACGUGAGGUUGAGUUCUGUGUAACUGAUCGUUCGUUGAGUGCCGUAGUAAAUGGAGACCAUCUGAAGACUUGUGGGCUUGCUGGGCAGCUCUGUUGCUGGAAGAAUGGUUCUACUCUACAAGGAAGGCACACGCGGAUGAAUGUAGAACUGUGCCGUGCGUUAACUGGCAAUGGAUGUCCCACCUCAGUCACUCACUCACUCACUCGCAAUCAUUCAGCACUUUAUAUUGCCUUUGACCGUCAAAAAUGUUGACUUGAAUGGUUAAGGCUUCCUACCUCUUUGCACUAAUUGCACUGUAGUUUUGCACAGCUCAGCUCCCCUGCACUGACUUACCGGCAAUUUAUAUAUUUAA
Molecule: messenger RNA, 2394 nt
Organism: Callorhinchus milii (elephant shark)
Lineage: Eukaryota; Metazoa; Chordata; Chondrichthyes; Chimaeriformes; Callorhinchidae
Gene: eef1g
Product: eukaryotic translation elongation factor 1 gamma
Exons: 7
Coding region: 16-2064 (682 amino acids)
Biological process (GO): translational elongation
Cellular component (GO): nucleus; cytoplasm
Source: RefSeq, a predicted model, not a curated record